UUAGUCACGUCUGCAAGUGCCGAGUAUGAUGCUACAUUCAAGCCUUCGGGGAAAAAUACGUGAAUCUAAGACGUCCUGGAAAUACACUUAAUUGCAGCUUUCUGAUGUCCCUAUAUUGUUGCCCAGCGGAAAUCCAUGUCCUUCACAAAGCUUUCAGGAGUUAUACUAUUGCAUUAUAUUGUAGUUACGUUGGGAAUUAACGUUUUGUGAGAAUAGAAGUCGCUAGCGUGGCACGGCACUGCGUUCGUUGUGAUAAAUCAACUCAACCGUGUCAAUGGGCGGUUGUAAUCCAUUUUGAUGAUCUAGGUUUGUUUUUGUUUUUUAGAGAGGAACACGACAAUUAUUCUUAUGUCCGCUUCUUGACGCCAUCAGGUGGCCCAGAUUAAAGUCUUCCCACAGGUCUGGAAUGCAGCGUGCGCCCUCCCUCGGAACUGCGCAUGCGCACAACAUGUUGUAAACAAUGAGUCUAUUCCAGACCGUCUCCAGCUUUGUGUCUAUCCCACAGUAUAUCGGUGCAAAUUUAACAACGGGUUCCCCCUGCUCCGUGUAUAUAAAUAACAAUGUUCAUUGGGAGUUGAAGCAUGGAGGUGGUUCUGAGCAGGCUAAGGGGGCUGAGUGACGAUGAACUGCGCACAGAGUUUGCCCGAGCAGACCUCAAGUGUGGUCCCAUUACCACCACCACUCGAGCCACCUUUGAGAGGAAGCUAGCUCGAGUCCUGGCCGGGCCAGAGGGCAGCGUCGCUGAAACGGACAACAGCUCGUCAGCGGGGGCCUCCAACGCAGACUAUGCCAAACCUGUGUCAUAUGCCACGUCAGCAGCGGCCCCCACCACCACCACUGCUGGUGCAACGUGCAGCAACCUCGCUGAGGGACCCGGCGAAGAGUUGGACUUUGGUUACGGUGUGGGUCUCAACCCUCCAGAGGAAGAGGAGAUCUCCGUAAACACGUCCCCAAAUAGCGCUGCAGAAGGCAAAACGGAAACCCCUUCCAAGUCCACGCAAGUGUCCCCAGCCUCUUAUUUUGGAGUGUGUCCACUUUGGGAAGAUGUUUUGGCUAGAAAUGAGAGAGCCCACGUGUACACAGAUAAGAAAGAUGCCCUUCAAGCGGUCAAGACCAUGAAGGGAGCCCGCUUCAAAGCCUUCCCCAACCGCGAGGAUGCUGAGAGGUUUGCGAAAGGGAUCUGUGACUAUUUUCCCUCCCCCAACAAAUCUACACCAUGUGUAUCUCCUGUCAAACCAGGCCUGGUCAUUAGUAAAGACAACAUGGAGGUUGAUGCCAUCAACCGGGAGCGGGCCAACAGUUUCAAGAGCCCACGCACCCAAGACCUGACGGCCAAACUGAGGAAAGCUGUGGAGAAAGGUGACGAGGUGACCUUCAAAGACCUGGUCUGGAGCAACCCUCGCUAUCUCAUUGGCUCAGGGGAUAAUCCCACUAUUGUGCAGGAGGGCUGCCGGUAUAACGUAAUGCACGUGGCAUCAAAGGAGAACCAGGCAGGAAUCGCUCAGCUGCUGCUGGACACGUUGGAGAACCCAGAGUUCAUGCGCCUCAUGUAUCCAGACGACAAGGAAGUCAUGCUGCAGAAACGAAUCCGCUACAUUGUAGAUCUUUACCUCAACACUCCAGAUAAGGCUGGCUUUGAAACGCCGCUCCACUUUGCCUGUAAGUUCGGCUGCCCGGACGUGGUCAACGUCCUGUGCUCGCAUCCCGACAGCGAUAAGACCUGUAAGAACAAGAACGGCCAGAAGCCCUGUGAUCUCAUUUGUAGCAGAAAAAAUAAAACCCAAGAAGUGAAGCAGAAAAUAAGUGAAUAUUUGGAGGACCGAUGCUAUAUCCCUUUGCUGAGGGCCACCGACAACACCUCUCAGCCCGUCAUUGGCGGCUUGUGGUCUCCGGAGUCCUCAGAAAGUCUCUCGCUGACGCAGCGGCAGGCGAGAAGCCCAAUGGAUCCUGUGAUGACUGUCGCAGCCUUCGCUGGCCCACUGAGUCCUUCCAAAGCAGAUGAUUUCCGGCGGUCCUGGAAGACGCCACCCAGAGACCGGGCGGAGCGUUUUCGCCAGAUCCUGAAGUCUGAUCCCGACCGAGGAGUAGAGCGAGUGGGCAGAGACCUGGCACAUGAGAUGGGACACCCAUGGGCCGAGUACUGGGACUUUCUCGACAGUUUUGUGGAUCUCUCGUCAACCGAGGGGCUCCGCAAGCUGGACGAGUACCUCAGCAGAAAGGAUUUCAGCCCCCGGACUCACGGAGAGGCCGGAGAGAACGAGACCAGCAACCGCUUCAGAACGCCCUCUCCAGGCAAGCUCAAAAAGUUCUGCAACUCCAUCUCCGUUGGUGCCUUUCUUGACGAGGGCGACGACAUCAGCCUGGAGGAGAUGAAGAACCGGCAGAACGCAGCGCUCACCAGCAUCACGUCCUGCGCUGCGUCCAAGGACUGCCUGAAGGGAGCGGCGGGCGGCCACGAGUUCCACAUCCUGCCCAUGGCGCUGCACCACCGCGGGGCCGACCUGAUCGAGACGGCGGCGGAGCAGGACCCGCUGAGCUGCUGCGACGCCGGCCUGCUGACACACGGCAUCGUCUGCAAGAACGGGCUUUGCUCCUCCUCCAGAGACGGGAGCCACAACGGAGACAAGGCGACUUCUCGCACCUCUCCGUCCUCCUCCUGCCUGCUGUCGCCCAUCUCCAAUCUCAUGGCGGAGUUCGAGCGCAUGUCUCUGCAGGAGCCGCUGGGCGACUGCAGGGAGCGGCGCAGCAGCGGCGGGAGCUCCCGCUGCUCCUCCUCCUCCUCUGCCCCCUCGGCAGCGGAGCUCAGCGGCGGGCUGAACCGCCUGUCUCUCAGUCACAGCGGUCAGGAUGAGGAGAGCGCGGAGGGGCCGGGCCGGAGAACCGAGGGAGGCGGGACGGAGGAGAGGCGCAUCAGCGGCAGCUCAGAGGAGUACUUUGAAGCAGAGGAGAGCCUGGAGGUGUUGGGCAGGACUAGGGGUUCGCCGUCAGGGGGGCGCAACUUCUGCGCUCGGUCCAAGUCGUGGGACCAUGGGGGGAGGGACCUCAGCAGCUCGGGGUCCUCCGGGUCCUCCUACAAGUCCUUGGAGAACUCCAAUGAGUUCCUCCCCAGGACCCCGCCGCAUCAUUGGAGAGGACUUUUCAUCGAGGGGGAUUCACCCUCCAGGUUGGACAGAGAGGUCAUGUUGGCAAUAGACGGUUCAGACCUCGAUCCCCUGAAGUAUCCCAGCAUUCACAAGUGGAAGAGCACAAUGAAGUCCUACUCUGCGUCCGACAUGCUGAGCUGGCCCAGCCCUGCGAUGGCAAAACCGCGCCUCAGGACGCCGCAGCAGACUCUCGGGUCCCCGGUCGCUGGUCAGAUGUCUCCCACCGGUCGCUUCAGUCCCGCCCGGCACGCCGCCUCGCCGGACUUCAGCCCCAGCCGUUACAGCCCCGCCAACGCCAGCUACAUCCAGCGCAUCCGCCUCAAGCACUUGAACGGGCCGGCGGUCUGACCGACCACUUUGCCCCACCGCCGGCCUCUCCGUCCCACUGAACAUCCAGCUGCACCGAGGUGGCUACAACCCCUAUACCCAACAGAAAUAUGCACAAGCUCUGGAAGAUUUGUAUUGGUGAUGUACGGUACUGUUCUUAUGUAAUACAGGAAUUCUCAACACGUUGUGAUGUACACCCAAAAAAAGAACGUGAUAAUUUAUGUACUGUACGAAUGUGGGCCACGUUGAAUUGACGGUAAUGUUAUUUGUGGGAAGUGUGAAGCACCUGUAACAUAGUAUGAACACAAGCCGCUCUCCCCACAGUUCGCUCAUCCUCAACAGAAUUCUGUCACUGAGGAUGUUCUUUUAAAAAAAAAAAAAAAGGUAAAUUGUCAAUAUUUUAAAAAGUUAUUUUUUUGUAUGUUGGUCAGUAGCACAAAAAAUGUAAUGUUUUUAUUAAUGGUGUUAAAACCGACUGCCGUUUCCUAUGUUUUCCUCAGUUCAGGAAUUGCCUUAAUUUUCUGACGGGAGUUUGGACGCUCUCUCUAGCUCAUUGGUGAAAUAUCUGGAAAUGGUCAUUCAGAUGAUUAGGGAAAAACAUGGUAAUAAACUGAUUAGGCUGAAACCUUCCAUGUUUUUAUUUUUCUUCAAUAAAUACAUACAUUUUCCAUCUUU
This is a messenger RNA of Gasterosteus aculeatus aculeatus (three-spined stickleback), 4145 nucleotides long. The record is from RefSeq and is a predicted model, not a curated record. Lineage: Eukaryota; Metazoa; Chordata; Actinopteri; Perciformes; Gasterosteidae.